GGCUCAGUGGUUUAGAGCACAGCGCCACCCACAUCCCUACUCUCCCCAUAGCAGGGCUCAGCCCCAGAUUUGCUGGGGGAAGAGUCAGGCCUGUGCCUCCCCUGCCCAGCUCCCCCAUGACCCCCAGCAGCUUGCUUCCCACCCCCUCCUGGCCCAGCCUGGGCAGAUCGAUGUGGCUGCCUAGAUUUUGCUGGCAGGGAUGAGAGCAGGAUGUGGAGCAUGGACCCUGGCCUGGGAAUGUCCCCCGGCCAGAAAGGCAGAAGGAAGGGAAUGUGUGUGCAGAUUGGAACUGGCGAGAGAUCCGUACAGCCUCUGCCAGGCUCACCUGUACCUGUUUGCUCCUCCCACAGGGCUCAAAAUGCCUCCCAGGGCAAGGGGCGGCUGAGCAGAGGAGCUCCAGGCCCAAGAAAGGUGUCUGGCACCACGGAGGAGGAGUCGCCACCGCCGCCUUCCGGUGGACCUGGAAGGGGCACCUGCCAGUCCUGUGAGAAAAGGCCCCUCUCCCAGCCACGUCGUCAGCUGCCCUUCCGAGGAGCCUCUUGGGAGAAGUGGCCUUUGACCUGAGGUCGCAGCCAGCCCAGCUGCUGAGUGUCACUCCCUGCGCCCCCCGGAGAUGCCAGCCAAGACCCCCAUCUACCUGAAGACCUCGACCCCCAAGCGGGGCCGGAAGCUGCGCCUGCGGGACGUGCUCUCCAGCGACAUGAUCAGCCCCCCGCUGGGCGACUUCCGCCACAGCGCCCACAUCGGCCGGGACGGGGAGGGCGACAUGUUUGGGGAGCUCUCCUUCCUGCAGGGCAAGUACGACCUGCUGCCCCGCCUCGGCCGCUGCGGGGGCUCCCCGGGGGGCAGCUACCGCACCCUCCUGAAGAGCGCCGUCUCCCUGCCCGCCUUCAGCGGCGCCCAGGACCAGGCGCCCCCCAAGCCCCCCCGCCUCCACCUGGAGGAGAUGCCCAGUGGCGGGGGGCAGGGGCGCUCCAUGUCGGUGGGCUGUGCCAGCGCCGCCGAGGGCCUCUCCUUCUCCGCCACGGCUGCCGCCCACUACGAGCCGCUGUCCUCUUCCGUCUCCUUCUCGGCCCCCCCACCAGAAGGCGGCUGUUUUGUGGGGGGCAGCGGGUACCAUGCGGUGGGCAGCCAGGAGUGCCCCUGUGGGGGAGGAGCCCCCCUGCCUCGCUCGGAGUCCCUGCUGCGCCUCGACCUGGACCUGGGCCCCUCCAUCUUGGAUGACGUCCUGCGCAUCAUGGAGGAAUACCAGCGGCCUGUGCCCAAAGCCCUGUAGAGCAUCCGCCUGCCCACGCGCCCCUCCUCUGCUCCACCGGUGUGGCUGCGGUCAUCCUGCUGAACGUCCCCAGAGGGGCUGGACCUGCAGGGUCCUGGGGUGACGGGGAGAGGCAGCCCCAUUUGCCUGCUGAAGGGCCCAGGCAGGCAGCAAGGAGAGGCAGGGGCUUGGCCAGGAGCCGAAUUGAGGGGGGUCUUUGCUGAAAGAGAGUGGGGGGCAACGCCAGAGGAGGUCCCACCCGAGGGGCGGCAAGGAGGCACCACCUUGCAGCUGCCCCCUCAGGCGUCGGCCAAGGUCCACCUGGCCCAGCCACAGAGGCACGAAGGACACGAAGGCAACAGCCUCCCCCCCCUCCAGCAUCUGCUAUGUGGAGAUAGACUUCCUCUGAAUAUGGAGGUUCUGCAUAGCUAUCAUGACUUAUGAGCCACUGGACAGACCUCCCCCCGUCUCCAUGAUUGUUUCAUUUUGAUGGCAUCCUGUAUUGGGACCCAGAGCGAUGUUUUGGGACAGUGGAUUCUGUGCAUUAAAUAUUGUCCUCUUGCCUCAAAGGGAAA
Podarcis muralis (Common wall lizard) is the source of this 1830-nucleotide messenger RNA. RefSeq names its product cdc42 effector protein 2-like. The record is from RefSeq and is a predicted model, not a curated record. Gene Ontology annotation, molecular function: small GTPase binding. NCBI's taxonomy places the organism in Eukaryota, Metazoa, Chordata, Lepidosauria, Squamata, Lacertidae. Gene Ontology annotation, biological process: positive regulation of actin filament polymerization; Rho protein signal transduction; regulation of cell shape. Gene Ontology annotation, cellular component: cytoplasm; cytoskeleton; plasma membrane.